Molecule: messenger RNA, 687 nt
Organism: Aspergillus candidus
Lineage: Eukaryota; Fungi; Ascomycota; Eurotiomycetes; Eurotiales; Aspergillaceae
Product: EXPERA domain-containing protein
Exons: 4
Coding region: 1-687 (228 amino acids)
Biological process (GO): sterol biosynthetic process
Cellular component (GO): endoplasmic reticulum; membrane
Molecular function (GO): steroid Delta-isomerase activity; C-8 sterol isomerase activity; cholestenol delta-isomerase activity
Source: RefSeq, a predicted model, not a curated record
AUGUCAACCUCCCCCCUCCACCGCUACUAUCCCCCCUCUGUCGCGCUCCCCCACUUCACAGAAAACAACACCUCAGUGAUCUCCCUAAUCGGCCAAUUCGGCUUCCUCUGGGCAGCGGUGCUGGGAAUCGCCCUGAUCACGAUUCGCAAGGUCCGCCCGACAGCGCCUACCUCCGAUCAAGUGGCAUUCGUGUGGAUGUGUCUGACGGGCUUCGUCCACCUCUUCUUCGAAUCGUACUUCGUCAUCCACCAUGUCUCCCUCGCCGGAUCGCAGGAGCUCUUCGGCCAGCUCUGGAAGGAAUACUCCCUCUCUGACUCGCGGUACUUGACUUCGGAUUCGUUCCUCGUUACGAUGGAGGCUGUCACUGCUUUCGCCUGGGGCCCCCUCUCCUUUCUAAUCGCCUGCUGCAUCGCCGUCGAGCAUCCCGCCCGGCACGCCCUGCAGCUGAUCCUGUCCGUGGGCCAAGUCUACGGCGACGUGCUCUACUACGCGACCAGCCUGUUCGAGCUUCAUUUCGAUGGGGCCGAGUUCUGUCGGCCCGAGGGGUACUACUUCUGGUUCUAUUACUUCUUUUUUAAUGCCAUUUGGAUGGUGAUUGGGUCUUAUUAUGCGGGGCAGAGUGCUGUGGAGAUUACGAGGGCGUUUAGGAUGGUGGGUGAGCUUACCAAGGGUAAGAAAGGGCAGUAA